Molecule: messenger RNA, 1154 nt
Organism: Moneuplotes crassus
Lineage: Eukaryota; Ciliophora; Spirotrichea; Euplotida; Euplotidae
Source: the annotation of a GenBank genome assembly
UUGAAAUUAAAAAUGUCAUUGAACUCUGAGCCACCCAGACCAGGCUCAGUUUGAAAAGUCCAGCCUCCUUUGGAAGCUGGCUCAAACUUUGAGCUUGAGAUGCUGAAGAAGGAUCUUGCUUUUCAAAAAGACUGUUUUGAAAAGAAACUUCAACGGAAAGAAGAGAAGAUUAUUGAGCUGCAACAAGAAAUUGAAUGUCAGAAAUAAGAUCAGAGCAAGGAUCAAGACAGAAUUAGCAAUGAAGAUUAACACUGCUGAUCAAUUCAAAGAAGAGAAACUCAAAGUUUCUCAGACUUUGAAGGAAGCAGAGAAUAAGAAUGAAAAUCUUAAGUUGAUGCUGGCCAGCACCAAGCUGGUCAUGGACAAACUUUUGGUAUUAUUUUCAGACCUAAAAAUGUAUAUGAAAGAGUUGAAGGACGAUGAGCAGGAGGUCUUAGAGUGAGUCAAGGAGCGAUACCAGAAGAAAUCUAUUGAGCAGAACUUCAUCCUUAUCAGCUCCAACUGAGAAGGAGAUGCUUCAGGAGAGACAAAAUCUCUGAAAUCAGCUCCUGCUGAUAUUUCUGUGCAAAGCAAAGAAGUCAUCGAAGGCUCUGAUUUAAUAAUCUCAAAGGACUUUGCUAAUCCUGAUUCGCUCUUCUAUGAUUUUCUUGAGGGUAACCAAAUGAAGCAUCUUGAUUCUCUUGAUGAAGUAAUCAAAGAUAUCAAUGUUAGUACAGAAAUUGUCCAGAAAGAAGUCGAAAAAAUAUCAAAGCUUGAUCAAAAGAAGCUGGUGGAGGCUCCUCCUGCAGUUAAUUUUGAUGAUAUUCUAUUCAAAAAUAGCUCAAACUUGCAGGAGAAGGAAAGAGCAUACCAGAACAAUAUGUGUAAACUAAUCUCUCAGGAGAUAGCCAAGGUCAGCAAGACCAUGUCUAUUCUGAAACAACUUAUCCUUGAAGGGAAGUUCACUGAGCUUAAGCAGAUGCUUCUUGAUCAUGAAGAUAAGAAAGGUAGACGUUCAGAAGCAUUUACUCCCAAUUGAGAAUGCAUCACUGAGAAAGAGAAUAUAGGGACUUAUACACAUGUAAAGGAUGAGAAGAAGUACAGACUUUUGAGCCAUUCUAGAUUGUCCCUCAAUAGUAUGAAAGAGCAAUCUAUCUAAAAAUUAAGCACAAGUU